UCCAAAUUCCACCAUGCAAGCAAUCCCUAGAACUUCCAGAAGUUCAUACAGUUUGGGACAAUAGAAAUGUUUCCUAUAUAAAAGAAAGACCAACACAUUGAUAGCACACUCGCCCUUAAAAGUCCCUAAAGUCAUCAGAUCCCUCUUCGAUCAUCUAUAUAGAGAUGGAUGUUUCGACCGAGGUGAGGUAUCGCCGGUCAGCUUCCGGCCUAACAAAAGUCGCACACGUGUUUGCUAUCACAUCUCUUGUUCUCCUCCUCGUGUGGCUGCUUCACUACCGCGAGGGCCUCAAUUACUUCUCUGACAAUGGAUAUCGCGUUUUCAAUGUCCACCCUUUCCUUAUGGUUUUUGGCUUAGUCCUCUUUAGUGGUGAAGCCCUGAUGGCAUACAAGACAGUUCCAGCGGAGAGGAGAAUGCAGAAGAAUAUACAUAUGUUCCUCAACCUCAUCGCUUUCAUAUUAGGAGCAGUUGGCAUACGCGCCGUAUUCAAGUACCACAACAUGAUGAACAUAACAAACUUGUACAGCCUCCACUCAUGGAUCGGUAUAAUCACGAUCUGUGCAUUCGGUUUACAGUGGGUGAUUGGGUUGUUCACCUUCUUGGUGGGAAAUGCUUCAGGAUCAACCAAAGCGAGAGUGGCGCCAUGGCAUGUUUGUUGGGGCAGGGCAAUAUUUUACAUGGCAGUGUGUGCGGCCCUGACCGGGUUCAUGGAGAAGGCUACGUUCUUGAGACUAACGCAGCAGCACGAGGCCCGCGUCCUCAACUUCACCGCGCUGUCCGUCCUCCUCUUCGGCAUUUUUGUCGAUCUAUCCGUCGCUCUUGGCCGCUACAUUUGAAAAGUUCUUUGUCAAUAUUGCUUGAGUACUCAGUGUGGUCACGACAUACGAGAUUCAUAGCUAUUUGUUAUAAAUUUGUUGUGCGCUUUGAAUUUUUUGAUUGUGUAUAAUGUAACAUGAAUGAGCUAAUUUUAUAAUCAGACUGCUCGAGUAUAAGUUUUUUUAUUAUAUGAUACUGAUUUUUUA
Molecule: messenger RNA, 1022 nt
Organism: Punica granatum (pomegranate)
Lineage: Eukaryota; Viridiplantae; Streptophyta; Magnoliopsida; Myrtales; Lythraceae
Source: RefSeq, a predicted model, not a curated record